AAUUCUUUUUGUUGAGGAUAGCCAAAACUCCUAUUUCUAAUAUGGAUACAAUGGUUUGAUGUAUUGCAAUACGAACGUUCCACAUAUUUUUGUAAUCGAUAUAGCAGAUAAGAUUUAUUUAUUUAUUGCAUAUCUUUGGAAAUAUUUUGACUACAAAAAAAAAAAAAAUAAAAAUUUCAAAAUAAAGCAUGUCAAUUGAAAUCCAGAGUGAUAUCCGUGUGGUCGUCUCAAUCGACUUCGGAACAACAUUUUCAGGAUAUGCAUAUGCUCACAAAGAAAAUCCCAAAAAUAUUACUGUUCAAAGUGAAUGGGAAACGACCGGAGCUUCCUUUAAAACUCCAACCGUCAUAAAGUAUGAAGAUGAUUCUUAUACUAAAAUUAGUUCGUGGGGAUUUCCCGCAUUAGCCGAAAAACCAGUGAAGAAAAAGAAGACAAAAACUUCAUCAAAACCUAUCGAAUUGUUUAAAUUACAUUUAGUAAAAUCAUUAGAAAAAAAACCUUUUUUGCCCAAAGAUUUAAAUUAUAAAAAUGUUAUUAGAGAUUAUUUGAAAAAAUUGGGUGAUCAUAUUAAAGAAAGUUUAGAACGUCACUGGAGGAAUGUAGAUUUUUAUAAGCACGUAUUAAUUGUUCUUACAGUUCCUGCGGAAUUUGAUGAUAAAGCCAUUGAAACAUUUCGUGAAUGUGCUAUCAACGCAGGUUUAUUGAAAGAUAAAUAUAAUACUAAUAAUCUCAAAUUUACGACAGAACCUGAAGCAGCUGCAAUCUGUUGUCUGAAUCCAACAACAAGAGAAGAGCAUCAUUUAACUACGGGAGAUUCGUUUAUGAUUGUUGAUUGUGGUGGUGGUACCGUUGAUUUAACAACACGCGAGUUAUUAGAAGAUGAAAGAUUAAGCGAAAUAACAGAACGUUCAGGAGACUAUUGCGGAUCAUCCUUCAUAGAUCAAGCAUUUCUUGAGUUUGUUGAAGAAAAAGUAGGCAAAGCUGCAAUCGAAUUAGUUAAAAACAAUCAUUAUAGUCAAUUACAAUAUUGUGUACAAGCAUUUUGUAAACAAGUAAAAAUACCGUUUACAGGGGAUGAUUCAAACCCUGGUGAGGAUUUAGAUUUAGAAGAAUUGUUACCAGCGAUACAACAAUACGUAACAGGAGAGGAAAAGAAUAGAAUGGAAGAAGAAGAGUGGUUAAUCAAACUAAGUUUUGAGGAUAUUAAAGGGAUGUUUGAUCCUGUUAUAGAUAAAAUUAUAAAUUUGAUUAAGGAUCAAUUGGACAAAAAUGAAAAGGGAUGCUCAACUAUGUUUUUAGUGGGAGGAUUUAGCGAAUCUAAAUAUUUACAAACUAGAAUUAAAGAAGAAUUUGGCGAAAUUGUUCCAAACAUUUCAGUUCCGCCUCAACCUAUUACAUCGGUUGUAAAAGGAGGUGUUUUAUACGGACUCAAGGAAAAAACUGUGAAAGAUCGCAUAUUAAAACGAACAUAUGGUACUGAAAUAGUACGAAGAUGGAAACAACCUGAUCCGCUUUCGGAAAGACUUCCAAAUGGAUUAACUGUAGCUUUCGAAAGACUAGCACAACGUGGUGCAAGAUUACCUCGAGAUAACAAAUUCACCAAAAAGUUCAAGCCUCUGUCAUUAUUACAACAAAAAAUAAAUUUUGAUUUAUAUGCUACAGAAGGAAGUGAUGCAAAAUUUUGUGAAGAUCCUGGAGUGAGUAAGCUUCACAACUGGGAAAUUGAGUUACCAGAGAAUGAAAAUCUCGAGGAUACAACAAUUUUAUUUACUUUAUCUAAACGGGUAAAAAAUAUCAGUGUGAAAUCAAAUAUGAAUAAAUUCAUAAUCAAAUCUAUAAUUCUCGUACUUUUAUUUAACAAUCGUAAAUUAUAAUUAUAAAAUAAAGUAUUAAUUAAUUGUUCAAUCAGUAUUUUCUAAAUAUAUUUGUAGUAUUAUUUAAUUAGUCAUUUAUAACUUAAAUUUUGAAUUAAAAGUCGAGUUUAUCACAUUC
This is a messenger RNA of Rhizophagus irregularis DAOM 181602=DAOM 197198, 1992 nucleotides long. The record is from RefSeq and is a predicted model, not a curated record. Lineage: Eukaryota; Fungi; Glomeromycota; Glomeromycetes; Glomerales; Glomeraceae.